AUGCAGGAUUCGCGUCUUGCCUCACCAAAACGCCGACGAGACGACCAAGACGAUUAUGAAGAUGGGCCGCCCCGCAAACGCUCCGCAUCCCACACUCCACCACCCACCUCUCCCAGCUACCGCAUCGCCGAACGCCCUGCACGCCGCUACAGCAGAAAUGAGAGCGACGAUGAACGAUACUACCACGACCGACGGCAGCAAUCCACCUCUCGCUCUCCCUCGCGCUCCGCUUCCCCCCCACCAAAGCCCACCUCUCUCCACUACGUGCCCAAACUCGUCCUCCACGGCCACAAAAAGGGCAUAUCUUGUCUAAAGUUUUCCCCGGACGGAACACGCAUUGCCAGCGCCAGUGCCGACUGCACCAUAAAAAUAUGGUCCUACCCGUCCGGCAGCCUCGAACACACGCUAGAAGGCCACCUCGCGGGCAUCAACACGCUGUCCUGGUCGCCCGACUCCAAAAUCCUAGCCUCGGGCUCCGACGACAAAAGCAUACGUCUCUGGGACACGACCACGGGUCUUGCCCAUCCUACCCCCUUCAUCGGCCAUCACAACUACGUCUACUCGAUUGCCUUUAGUCCAAAGGGCAACAUGCUCGUCUCCGGUUCCUACGACGAAGCAGUCUACGUCUGGGACGUGCGCGCCGCUCGCGUCAUGCGCUCCCUACCUGCGCACUCGGACCCCGUCGGCGGCGUCGACUUUGUCCGCGACGGCACCCUCAUCGUCUCGUGUUCGCACGACGGCCUCAUUCGCGUCUGGGACACGGCAACCGGCCAGUGUCUGCGCACACUGGUCCACGAGGACAACAAGGCGGUCACGAGCGUGAUUUUCAGCCCCAAUGGCCGCUACGUCCUCGCCUGGACGCUGGACGGCUGCAUCCGUCUGUGGGAUUAUGUCGAGGGCAAGGGCAAAUGCGUAAAGACGUACCAAGGACACGUCAACGCGCGAUACUCACUCAGCGGCGCAUUCGGCACCUACGGGGCCAGUAGCACUUCAAACCGCCGUGCAGGCAGCAGAAACGGGUCGGCAAAACCAGCAGAAUACGCAUUCAUUGCCUCGGGCAGCGAGGACGGCGAAGUCGUGAUUUGGGAUGUUAGCUCCAAGAAUAUUUUACAGAGACUGGAUGGCCAUGAUGGCGCCGUGUUGAGUGUGGAUACGCAUCCGACGGAUAAAAUGCUGGUGAGCGCGGGUUUGGAUGGCGUGGUUAGAUUGUGGGAACUUGGAAGGGAGGGGGUGGGUGGGCAUCGAGAUGAGGGCCGUGGACAUGAUCAAGAGGCCCGUACAGAUGGCCCUGACGACGAGGCCCGCACAAACGGCCAUGACAAGGAUGCCCACACAAAUGGCCAUGAGGGUCUCCAUACCAACGACCACGCAAAUACCCCUGAUGACCCCAGUCACAGCCCGCAAAUCAGUCACAGAACAAAAGGAGAUGCCACGCGUACAUUCGAUCCCGACAUUCUGCCUCCGAAUCCCUUCAUGCAGAAUUAG
Plenodomus lingam JN3 is the source of this 1485-nucleotide messenger RNA. RefSeq lists its product as uncharacterized. The record is from RefSeq and is a predicted model, not a curated record. Gene Ontology annotation, biological process: transcription initiation at RNA polymerase II promoter. Gene Ontology annotation, cellular component: transcription factor TFIID complex. Lineage: Eukaryota; Fungi; Ascomycota; Dothideomycetes; Pleosporales; Leptosphaeriaceae. Gene Ontology annotation, molecular function: protein binding; RNA polymerase II general transcription initiation factor activity.